UGCGUAACCCUUUUCUAUUUUCUAUGUAAGGAUGAUAAGAGAGUCAUUUUGUCUUAAGCUCUCGAGUCCUCGUUCCAUCGAUGGACGCCCGCCAUAAUUGAAUUCUUCAGCAAUUUCAAGUUAGUUAUGUACGGAGAUCACGCAACCGCACUUGUUCAUCAUUUAUACAAGAGCUCUUCUUUGCCUCCUUACAGUGAACAUUUGGUUCGUCAAGUCACAGAAGAAAUAAACGAACUUUACACUCGUCUAGUUCGACUAUUGGAAAGAGUCAACAACGACCUUACUGACCCAAAGAUUGGAGGAACAGCGAUCUUCUUUCACCGUAUUAUUCUCCGCAACAAGCGCUGCGUUCUUGCAUAUUUACUGGAUAGAUUCUAUCGAUUACGUGAGAGUAGAUAUCUUUCUUUACCGGAACAAUGGGAAGAAAAUACUAGUGCCUCUGAAAGAGAGUUGCUCGGACAGUAUGAACAACUUGUAGCCACGUAUAGUGACAACAUGCAAAUAGAUGUUUCUUCGUAUUACGUAGUCUUUAUAUCCACCUCAAGCACUAUUUCUAGAAGUGAAGGUGAUCAAGGACUGUGGAACUAUCAUGACUGAGAAUGGCCCUGUGCACUUAAGAAAGGAUACUUUGCAUUA
Galdieria sulphuraria is the source of this 636-nucleotide messenger RNA. RefSeq names its product GINS complex subunit 1. Lineage: Eukaryota; Rhodophyta; Bangiophyceae; Galdieriales; Galdieriaceae. The record is from RefSeq and is a predicted model, not a curated record. The transcript has 4 exons. Gene Ontology annotation, biological process: DNA strand elongation involved in mitotic DNA replication; DNA replication. Gene Ontology annotation, cellular component: GINS complex. The coding region runs from base 127 to 597 and encodes 156 amino acids.